AAAAAAAUUGCACAGUAGCUGCGCCCGGCACCGCAGCCAGCAGAAAUCAUCGGCAGGAAAAAGAUUGCCAUUUAUUGCGAAAAAUCGAGGAGUUCGUCCUAAAAAAGCUGUUUAAAUAAAUUAAAGUAUUUGAACGAGUAAGUCAUCGACCUGAGGGAUAAUGGCAACAUUAAGAUUGCUGGCAGCCGGUGCUAGUGCUGUGGGGGCUGGUGCUGUGACGACUUAUUUUUUUACGUCUGAUUCACCGGUAUUAGCGGAAAAGGUAGCCCACAAGCCAGUGAAGAGACCCCUACCAAGCCGAGAGGAGCAACUGAAGAACCUGAAGGAGCAACUGGAAUACGACGUCCUAAUCAUAGGAGGUGGAGCAACAGGAGCUGGAUGUGCCUUAGACGCGUGCACGAGAGGUCUGAAGACAGCCUUGAUCGAGGGUGAUGAUUUUGCAUCUGGAACCUCCUCGAGGAGUACAAAGCUCAUCCACGGUGGUGUACGUUAUCUCCAGAAGGCAAUAAUGCAGGUUGACGUUGAGCAAUACAAGAUGGUAAAAGAGGCACUCCACGAGCGAGCCCAGAUGCUGCACAGUGCACCCCACCUGGCCCACCCACUCCCAAUAAUGCUGCCAGUGUACACCUGGUGGCAGAUCCCCUACUACUGGUUCGGUAUAAAAAUGUACGAUCUCGUGGCAGGAAGUAAAACAGUAAAAUCCUCCUACUACCUGAGCAAAGCGAACGCCCUGGAGCUGUUCCCCAUGCUCAAGGGUGACAAAUUAACUGGUGCUAUUGUCUACUACGAUGGACAACAGGACGACGCCAGGAUGAACCUUGCAGUGGCACUGACAGCCUCCAGACUGGGUGCCACUGUAGUGAAUCACGUGUCAGUGGUGAAUCUCUUGAAGGGACGUGACAGGGAUGGCAAGACCGUGCUGACAGGUGCACACGUCAGGGAUGAGAUGACUGGAGAGGAAUGGGAUGUCAAGGCCAAGGCGAUUAUCAAUGCCACUGGACCAUUUACUGAUUCAAUCAGGAAGAUGGAUGAUCAGGCAGUCCCUGAGAUCUGCUGUCCAUCGUCUGGUGUUCACAUUGUACUUCCUGGAUACUACAGUCCUGAUCAGAUGGGUCUUCUCGAUCCUGCCACCAGCGAUGGAAGAGUCAUCUUCUUCCUCCCCUGGCAGAAGCAAACAAUCGCUGGCACAACUGAUUUACCCUGUCAGGUCACCCACAAUCCUCGACCGACAGAGGAUGAGAUCAUGUUUAUCCUCCAGGAAGUGAAGAAUUAUUUGAAUCCAGAUGUUGAGGUACGUCGUGGUGAUGUUCUGUCUGCCUGGAGUGGCAUCAGACCUCUUGUAUCUGAUCCCAAUAAACCGAAUACCCAGUCAUUGGCGAGAAAUCAUAUUGUCCACGUCAGUCCCACGAAUUUAGUGACAAUUGCUGGUGGAAAAUGGACGACCUAUAGAGCUAUGGCUGAGGAAGCCGUUGAUGCUGCCAUUCAGGCGUGUCGACUGGAACCCCUCGACGUCUCCCAGACCGAUGGAAUGCUCCUGGAGGGUGCCCACGGAUGGAGUCCAACGAUGUACAUCAGAUUGGUCCAGGAUUUUGGUCUCGAGUGUGAAGUUGCACAGCACCUGGCGAAGAGCUACGGCGAUCGUGCAUUUGCUGUUGCUAAAAUGGCAUCACUCACUGGCAAAAGGUGGCCCAUCAUCGGAAAGAAAAUUCACCCAGAGUUUCCCUACAUCGAUGCCGAAAUUCGUUACGGGUGUCGUGAAUAUGCGAGAACAGCUAUCGAUAUGAUCGCCAGGAGACUCAGACUGGCUUUUCUCAAUGUUCAAGCAGCCAAUGAGGCACUUCCUGGGAUCAUUGAUAUCAUGGCUGAAGAGCUCAAGUGGUCACCUGAAGAGAAGAAGAAGCAGCACAAAGAAGCUAGUGAAUUUCUGGCGAAUGAGAUGGGACAGAUGGUUAAUCGAGCCUCCAGGGAUAAAAUUCCUAUCAAUCUCACCAAAGAUGAGAUCCAGCUCUACAUCAAAAGGUUCCAGAUCAUCGAUAAAGAUAGGAAGGGAUAUGUCUCCAUUAAUGACAUCCGGCGAGGAUUGAAGGCGUUAGGGAUUAAAUUCAAAGAGGAAGAGAUGCACGCACUCCUGAACGAGAUUGAUCUGAGUUAUAAUGGGCAGAUGGAGCUCCAGGAUUAUCUCCAGCUAUUCGGUGACAAGGAUGUGCCGGGUGAAGAGCUACACGAGAUUCUCAAAGAAAUUGAUACUAACAUGAAUGGUCAAGUCGAACUGGACGAGUACCUUCAGAUGAUGUCCGCUAUAAAAUCCGGUCAUGUUGCCUAUUCGAGAUUCGCCCGGAUGGCCGAAAUGGAAGAGGCCCAGCACGAAAAGGACAUCCUCAAGAAACAGAUCAGCGUUGAGAGGUCUGGUGGUGGCCUUUAAAUAUUUUCUUCUCAUUUUCCUCGAUCCUAGAUAAUAAUAACGAAAUCACGACAUCUGAUAUUAAGAUAUUCGAAUAUUUAUAGUAGGCAUUAAUUUUAUUGAGUUGUCGAGAGCAACAGAAUGUGCAAUGAUAUCACCUGGUGAUCACAUGGGACUUCCCUGUGACAAUUUACACACGCCAAUUCUAGUUCAAUUUACUUAAAGAUUAAUUGUUAAAUCUUGUACUCAAUUUACAAAAAUGGGGAUUUGACGAUUAAGGGACGACUGCGAGUUUCUAAUCAUCAAUCAUUCAAACUUUAAUUGUUUAUCGUCUGCUUAAUGCUUUUCUACACCUUUGGGCACAACAGCUGAUUUUUUUUUACAGCCCGAGAUAUUUUGAACUCCCAGUCGUCUUCCUGGAGAUCAGUAAUGGAGAGGUCGAACGGUUUUCCGUGGAUAUCUCGGGAUCCGAGGGAGAUAAUGAUAUUUUCGUAAUUACCAAUUUUGUAGGCGAAAAUGAGAGCUGGAAAAAAGGUCAUUAUGGAAUUGUCGAUUUCUCCCUCGGAUUCGGAGAUAUGUCGUAAUAACUGAAUUUCGAAAUUUAGUAAAGUGGAUUUCUUCGUUUUUUUUUGGUUUGGUUUUUGGGAAAUAUCUCUGGAUGGAAGGCAAACCCAAAAAUUUUCAAGGGACCUUUUUUAUGGGGGAGAGGUAGAACUGCAAAAAGUUUUUAAUGAAAAUUUUUGUAGCUGUAGCACAUUCCGAGAUAUUUGCAUAAAACUCGGUGAAAUGAGGAUCGACUGUUUUGACUCUCCGCUACUGAAUGAUAUUAGACAAUUUAUUUAUUAUGUAUAUAACUCCUGAUUACAAAUACAGUGUUAUAACAUUUCAAUUAUAA
Messenger RNA from Fopius arisanus, 3296 nucleotides. RefSeq names its product glycerophosphate oxidase 1 (gene Gpo1). Gene Ontology annotation, biological process: glycerol-3-phosphate metabolic process. Gene Ontology annotation, molecular function: glycerol-3-phosphate dehydrogenase (quinone) activity; calcium ion binding. NCBI's taxonomy places the organism in Eukaryota, Metazoa, Arthropoda, Insecta, Hymenoptera, Braconidae. The coding region runs from base 161 to 2422 and encodes 753 amino acids. The transcript is spliced from 6 exons. Gene Ontology annotation, cellular component: mitochondrion; glycerol-3-phosphate dehydrogenase (FAD) complex. The record is from RefSeq and is a predicted model, not a curated record.